GGUGCUUGGAAAAUUGUGCCUUGGAGAGCUGGGGGGCUCGUGGGGUGGGAUCGUUCGGCUUGCUUCCUCUCCCCUUGAAAGUUAAGUUAUAUUUUUAAACUCUGAAUUUUGUUGGCAUUUCCUCAGAAAACAAGAACAACGUUGCAUGAAAGCAUCUAAGAUUUUUUUUUAAUUUAUUUUUGACUACUACUCAUUUCAGUGAAGGGCUGGAUGCAUUAGAGCAUAUCAUUUUCAGGACAGGUUUAAUGCUGUUGUAAGAUCUUGGAGGAUAACUCUGAAGAGCUAUUUAAUCAAGGAACAGGUUCUUCAAGGUCCAUGAGGAGGUAAUGAUGGGGAUGAGAGGUGUACAAGUGGUUAAAUUAACACAGACAUGCCAAAGCCAAGGCUACUUUUGUAAACCGCUAAGGAACAGCAAAAUCUAUUAUAUUUUUUAAUAGGGAUUUAUUAUGGCUCUGAUUCUGCACACAAAUUAUGUGAUUUGAAGGAACUGCAAGGACAUAAUAGGGGUCAAAUAAAUUUAUUAAUUAUACUGCAACCUGCAAGGUUUAGCUGAAAAUGCCCAAUGCAGCUCUGGCAGAAGUUUGAUGACAACUGGAGAAAUAAGUGAGGGUAACUAGGGAGUCACAGACUUUUUAAAGAAAUACAGCUACUGCACCAACAGUAAUCCUCUGCAUACAAGUGAAAGAGCCAAAUCUUCUAAACGACGUGGCAUGCACUCCUAGCAACACUGAACAAGGAUGCUGGAUGAUGGAAAAGCGUUGUGAUCCCCGCAAACUGGUUAAAUUCCCUGCCAGCAAAGCAGCCGGGAACCAUCCUCCAACACAGACACUGCGUGAUGCCUCUUAAGAUGAGAGCAGCGGAUGUAUCAGAGAACACACACUGAAUGACGUUGCACUGAUACCAGGUAUUUUCUGAAAUGUGCAGCAUGACAGAGCUUCAUGAAGCUGUAGCUUUGGGGGAUUACGACCUAGUGGAGGAGAUUUUGAAGAAAGGGCACUGCGACCCGAAUUAUAAAGAUGUCGACUGGAAUGACAGGACCCCACUGCACUGGGCUGCUGCGAUAGGGCAAUCGGAGCUGGUUAAGCUGCUUGUGGAUCACGGGGCUCGGCCUUGCUUGAGAAACGACGUGGGUUGGACCGCGGCGCACUUUGCUGCCGAGUCGGGACGCCUGGGCGUGCUUUGGACCCUUCACUCCUUGCACGCCGCCAUGGAUGCGGCGGAUCUCUUUGGCGAUACUCCCAAGAGGCUUGCGGAGAUCUACGGGCACAAAGACUGCUUCAAGUUCUUAGAAACAGCAGAGGUGGAGAGCAGAAACUAUUGCUGGACAGCCUCGAUGAAAGGAAUCCACUUAGACCAGAGAGAUGAAGACUGGGAGCUCAAGAAAGAAGAGCUUGAGAGAAACUUGCUGUGUGCUCAGGAGAACGAUACACCCUGUGCUCAAAAGAAAAAUAGAAAAAAGAGGGUGAAGCAGUAGUGUACUUUGGCUGUCCGGUGCCACUGAGAACUUGCAGUGUGGAUUAAAGACACUGGCAAAGCCAGGAUGCCUCUGCAGGGUGAAAUAGGGAGGAAUGGAAAAGGCAAAUGGCCACAAGAAGACACCGUUAUGAAGUACUGUACAUACUGUCAUUAAUAGGAGUAGAUAGAAGUGCUUCUCUCUGUUUGUACAUCUGUAUCUCAGAUUUCAACUAUGAGAUAACUGCAGAUGGUAUUUAAAUAUAUUAAUAUUCUAAUCCA
Messenger RNA from Dromaius novaehollandiae (emu), 1734 nucleotides. RefSeq names its product ankyrin repeat domain 66 (gene ANKRD66). The transcript is spliced from 5 exons. The record is from RefSeq and is a predicted model, not a curated record. Bases 917 to 1474 code for a protein of 185 amino acids. Gene Ontology annotation, molecular function: protein binding. Gene Ontology annotation, cellular component: nucleus. NCBI's taxonomy places the organism in Eukaryota, Metazoa, Chordata, Aves, Casuariiformes, Dromaiidae.